Messenger RNA from Oryza brachyantha (malo sina), 1250 nucleotides. Its product is annotated as peroxidase 2-like. Bases 1 to 1020 code for a protein of 339 amino acids. Gene Ontology annotation, biological process: response to oxidative stress; hydrogen peroxide catabolic process. Gene Ontology annotation, cellular component: plasmodesma; plant-type cell wall. The record is from RefSeq and is a predicted model, not a curated record. The transcript has 2 exons. Gene Ontology annotation, molecular function: heme binding; peroxidase activity. NCBI's taxonomy places the organism in Eukaryota, Viridiplantae, Streptophyta, Magnoliopsida, Poales, Poaceae.
AUGGCUGGGCUCUGUGCUCUGCUCGUCGCCGGCGCGCUGUUCGUGGCGGCGACGGCGAGCAUGGUAGGAGGGGUGGCUGGGUUCUACGUACCGCCGCCUGGCCCUGCUGCUGCGUGCGGGCUCAAGGUCGGGUACUACCGUGACAGGUGCCCGCACGCCGAGGACAUCGUCAGGGGCGUCGUCGGCGCCGCCGUCCUCCGGGACCCCGGCGUCGGCGCCGGCCUCAUCCGCAUGCUCUUCCACGACUGCUUCGUCGAGGGAUGUGAUGCCUCCGUGCUGCUCGACCCGUCGCCGGCCAACCCGCAGCCGGAGAAGCUCGCCCCACCCAACAACCCCAGCCUCCGCGGCUUCGAGGUCAUCGACGCCGCCAAGGCCGCCGUCGAGGCGGCCUGCCAGGGCGUCGUCUCCUGCGCCGACGUCGUCGCCUUCGCCGCGCGCGACGCCUCCUUCUUCCUCAGCAACAGCAGGGUGGCGUUCCAGAUGCCGGCGGGCCGCCUCGACGGCCGCUACUCCAAUGCCUCGCGCGCCCUCGACUUCCUCCCGCCGCCGACCUUCAACCUCGCCCAGCUCGUCGCCAACUUCGCCGUCAAGGGGCUCAGCGUCGAGGACAUGGUGGUGCUCUCCGGCGCCCACACCGUCGGCCGCUCGCACUGCUCCUCCUUCGUCCCCGACCGCCUCGCCGCCCCCUCCGACAUCGACCCGUCGUUCGCCUUCACGCUUCGUGGCCAAUGCCCGGCGAGCCCGAGCCCAGGCAACGACCCCACGGUGGUGCAGGACGCCGUGACGCCCAACACGCUGGACAGCCAGUACUACAAGAACGUGCUCGCCCACAGGGCGCUCUUCACAUCGGACGCGUCGCUCCUUGCGUCGCCGGCGACGGCGAAGAUGGUGGUGGACAACGCCAACAUCCCCGGGUGGUGGGAGGACAGGUUCAAGGAGGCCAUGGUGAAGCUGGCCGCCGUCGAGGUGAAGACCGGCGGCAACGGCGAGGUCAGGAGGAACUGCCGGGCCGUCAACUGAUUACUAGCUCGGACAAUCCUGAGCAAUUAAACAAGCAUGCUUAAUUAGUGUUUACUGUUCCAAGCCUAUCUUGUUCGUUUGUUAACAGCUGCAUCGAUCUUUGUUUGUUCAUUCCUUCUUUAUUAAUUGUUGAUGUUCAUGUAUUGGGGCUGGUGCGCGAGUCAGCGAGUGUAUUAUCAUGUUGAGACUGUUUUUCAGUCACCAAAUAAUAUAAAUCUCAGUUAACUUUU